AUGUCUCGAAUUGCAGUGGGUAUAGACAAUGUAAGAAGACUCUGGAACAUAAAGGAUUGUAGAGGAAUGUCGAAAAAAGAUAAAUUGACAAGGGAAGUAAUUUUUCUAGCAGAUGGGGGUGCAAAUCCUUGGAUUAUUGAGAACCUAGCUUCUGAUGAGGCUAGUAUAAGAUUCAAUAAUAUUGUUACCCAACUACAUAAGGAAUACUUUUACAAAGUAAUGGAUCCAGGGAACCCUUUUUCUGAACCAAGUGAAGAACUGCUGAUGACAUGAUUUCUCAAUUUCGCAAUAUUUCGUAUGAAGAACAUGGAUUGGGUCGUACUUCAUUAAUAAUGCAUGCUAUCGAUACGGGUCAUGCCGCCCCUAUAAGGCAAAGGUACUAUCGAAUGUCUCUACAAAAACAGCAAAUUCUUUGUCAACAAUUGGAUGAAAUGUUGGAGGAAGACGAUGUGGAACCAUGUGAAAGUCCUUGGUAUAACCCGGUUCUCCUAACCCCAAAGAAAAACGGAGAGUAUAGAUUUUGUUUAGAUAGUAGGAAGUUGAAAUCCGUCACACGUAAAGAUGCCUAUAGUCUAAAUCCAGAAGUUAGAAAAAAAACAAUCUACCUCCUCCAACAGAUGAACAGAUCACAUUAGAAAAAAAUUGUAAAGUUUUAAUUAUUUAUUGAUAUAUAAAUGCGUAAAAUACGACUAUUACAGAAAAUAUUUUAAUGAAAAUCAUGGCUACAGAUUCGGUCGCCCACAAGUGGACGUUUGCUCAAUUUGCGAAGAACUCGACGCGAAAAUAAAAAGUCCAUCUCUCAAUGAGAAUGCGAACAAAGUGGCGGUUGCAGAAAAAAUUAUACAUCUUAAACGUGCUAAAAAAAAUUAUAAUAAACAGAAAGAAAUUUUGGCACUGUGUCAAGAAAGAGAAGAUGUAGGAGCCAUUGUAUUUGAUUAUAUGCAAAAUCUGCCGAUUCCUAAGAUCCCAGUUCAAGAGAUGUUUUAUUUGAGAAAACUAUGGCUGUAUGUGUGUUCACGACUUAAAGACGAAUUCUGCUAA
This is a messenger RNA of Diatraea saccharalis (sugarcane borer), 1041 nucleotides long. The record is from the annotation of a GenBank genome assembly. NCBI's taxonomy places the organism in Eukaryota, Metazoa, Arthropoda, Insecta, Lepidoptera, Crambidae.